AUGCCGGUUCUCUCCAAGCCAGCGAACGAUGUAGCAUCAGACAUUAAAGUCAGCAUCAGCACCGCUGCAUCUGGUCGUUCAAGUCGCCAGUCAAUAAUAGCCUCGGCCGCCCUGUUAUCCAUUGCCACAUAUUUUGUUAACUAUGCGUAUAGGCACUAUAAUAACAAAUCGUCGAAUGGCCAUCCUUCCUAUCGUCUCAAUUCAAAGGGUAACUUGGUUGAUGGUCCCAUACCAGGCAGUGACAAAUCCAGAGUGAUGGUUCCGUACAAAAAGCGAAUGGCCGAAGUCAGAUAUCGCCCGACAAAGAAAGAGACCUUUGCUAAAAAUAAAAAGAUGUUCACUGAAGUGAAGGGGAAUACACAAAUGAGCAAAGUUGGAGUUAACAAACAUUUCUUUAAGCAAUUGCUCGCUUUGUUGAAAGUUAUUAUUCCCAAAAUAAAAUCAAAAGAAGUCUUUAUAUUAGUAAUGCAUUCGGCGUUUCUCGUGCUGAGGACUUAUCUGAGCGUUGUAGUCGCUAAAUUGGACGGAAGAAUUGUUAGAGAUUUGGUCGCUGCAAACGGUAAAGAAUUCUUAAAAGGACUCGGGUACUGGUUUGCCAUUGCAGUCCCAGCCACUUACACAAACAGCAUGAUUCGAUACUUACAAUCAAAAUUAUCAAUUGCAUUCCGAACGCGAUUGACUCGUUAUGUACAUGAUCUCUAUCUCAACGACGGGAAUGCUUACUACAAAGUCGUAAAUUUAGAUAGCAGAAUAGAAGGACCUGAUCAAUUCAUCACCACAGAUAUCUCCCGCUUCUGUGACGGCUUAGCCUCUAUCUAUUCCAACCUCGGAAAACCAAUUCUUGACACUAUAAUCUUCAAUUAUCAGCUUACAAAGAGCAUUGGAGUUACUGGCACUGCUGUCAUGUUUGCAAAUUAUCUAGUCACAGCUUGGAUUCUGAGAAAAGUAUCUCCUGCGUUCGGGAAACUGGCUGCGACUGAAGCAAAACUCGAAGGCGAUUUCCGAGCGGUCCAUUCAAGACUAAUUACUAAUGCAGAGGAAAUAGCCUUUUACCAUGGAGCAGAGUUGGAGCACUCCAUACUUAAUAGAACGUAUACGAGGUUAAUCAAACACAUAAAUUCGAUCUUUAAGAAAAGGAUAGGUUAUAAUAUGUUCGAGGAUUUCGUCCUGAAAUAUUGUUGGAGCGCUCUUGGAUUAAUGACGUGUGCGUUGCCUGUAUUCUUUCCGGCUUGGGGUGGACGAGGAGGAAUGAUGGAGCUUCAGACUGAGAACUCGGCUAAUGUUAAGGAGAAAGUUCGAACAAAGGCUUUUAUUACAAAUAAGAGGUUAUUGAUAACGCUAGCAGACGCGGGAGGCCGUAUGAUGUAUUCGUACAAAGAACUGGCUGAGCUGGCUGGAUAUACUUCUCGCGUUUAUAACUUUAUUUCCGUCCUCCACUCUCUUCAUGUGGGCGAAUAUGCUGGCACUCCACGUCCGAAAAGCUUCCCUGUGGAAAAAGACUUUUAUUCCUUGGAUGACGUUCGCGGGAAAAUUGUCUUUGGAUACGACGGAUUGAAAUUUGAAGACGUUCCUAUUGUGACGCCCAAUCCAGGAAACGCAGUAGGAGGAGAAGAAUUGAUAAAAGAUUUGAAUUUUAAUAUCAACGCUGGCGAGCAUUUAUUAAUAACCGGUCCCAAUGGAGUUGGAAAGACCAGUAUUGCUCGAGUUAUUGCAAUGUUAUGGCCUACUUUCCGAGGUUUGCUUUCUCGACCAAACGUUGGAGAUAUCUUUUAUAUUCCUCAGCGUCCUUACCUCAGCAUUGGUAAUCUGCGCGAUCAAGUCAUCUACCCGCACUCGUACGGUGAUAUGAUCCGUGCUGGUCGAACCGAUGAUGAACUCGUGGAAAUUCUCAAAAUCGCACGGUUAUCGACCAUAGUUACUCGGGAAGGCGGUUGGGAAACCAGAAAGGAAUGGAAAGAUGUGUUUUCUGGAGGCGAGAAGCAGAGGUUGGGUAUUGCGAGGUUACUUUACCAUAAGCCACAGUUUGCUGUGCUCGACGAAUGCACGAGUGCUAUCAGCACCGACGUCGAAGGUUUAAUGUAUCAAGCUGCCAAGGAUGCAGACAUAACUCUAAUAACAAUUUCUCACCGACCAUCACUGAUAAAAUACCAUACCCACCUUCUUCGUAUCCAUGGAGACCAUGGAAGCUGGGAGUUUUCUCGUAUCGGCACUGCAGAAGAGCGUAUGUCUAUUGAUAAAGAAAUCGCUGCGUUGGAGGCUAAAUUACGCGACGUUGAGAAAGACCAAGAACGCCUGGCAAGCAUUAAUAGAGAACUGCAACUUGGUGUUUGA
Messenger RNA from Paraglomus occultum, 2331 nucleotides. The record is from the annotation of a GenBank genome assembly. NCBI's taxonomy places the organism in Eukaryota, Fungi, Glomeromycota, Glomeromycetes, Paraglomerales, Paraglomeraceae.